Molecule: messenger RNA, 291 nt
Organism: Tilletiopsis washingtonensis
Lineage: Eukaryota; Fungi; Basidiomycota; Exobasidiomycetes; Entylomatales
Product: transcription initiation factor IID, 18 kDa subunit
Exons: 2
Biological process (GO): RNA polymerase II preinitiation complex assembly; transcription by RNA polymerase II
Cellular component (GO): transcription factor TFIID complex
Molecular function (GO): protein heterodimerization activity
Source: RefSeq, a predicted model, not a curated record
CGACGCACGCUCACGCAGAGCACUCUCGCCUCAUCAGUCGCGCGCCUCAUGUACGCCUGUGGCGACGUCGCGCAGCCCGAGCCCGCCAGCGUGGCGCUGCUCGAGGAGAUGACCGUCGAGUACUUGACGGACCUGUGCCACCGCGCGCGGCCAUCGCCGUACUCCGUGCCUCGCGUCAAGGUCGACGACCUCAAGACGGCGCUGCGCCGCGACGACAAGAAGCUCGGGCGCAUCGAGGAGCUGCUGUACCUCGACACGGUCAUCACCAAGGCGCGUCGCGGCUUCGACGAC